This is a messenger RNA of Hemicordylus capensis (graceful crag lizard), 3304 nucleotides long. RefSeq names its product abhydrolase domain containing 17C, depalmitoylase (gene ABHD17C). Gene Ontology annotation, molecular function: palmitoyl-(protein) hydrolase activity. Bases 1064 to 1981 code for a protein of 305 amino acids. The transcript has 3 exons. Lineage: Eukaryota; Metazoa; Chordata; Lepidosauria; Squamata; Cordylidae. The record is from RefSeq and is a predicted model, not a curated record. Gene Ontology annotation, cellular component: endosome membrane; plasma membrane. Gene Ontology annotation, biological process: protein depalmitoylation.
GGGCGGCCCUUAACCCGGAAGUGGUUCCUCGCGCGUCGUCGAGAGCCGUGCUGAGGCGGCGGGAGGGGGAGGCUGAAGCGGCGAGGAGGAUGGCGCUGAUGGCCGCCGCCGGCUGGAUCAAGAGUCCCCGCAGCAGCGGCACCCUGGACUGAGCUCUGGCCCCGCGGGCCCUCGCUUCCCUCGCCAUGGACCUGCUGAGCGCCGCCGCAUUGGCUGAGAAGGACUGAGGGAGCCUGCCUGCCGGAUAGGCUCGACCUCCUUUCCCUGAGAGAAGGAAAGGGAGCUCCGUGGGAGGCCCCCUGGGCUAGAGAGCGGGGUUAAAGGGAGCUUCCUGGGAGGCCCCCCCUUUGGUCCGGGCUGUGCGGGGAGGAGAGUGGGGCUGGGGAGGACGGGCCUCAGCCCUGCCUAGCUCAGCACGUCCAGGGGGAGCGGGGGAGGAGGGCUGGGGAGAUCUUUAGGAGCAGGGAAGGAAGCUUUGGGGGGCGGGCACGGGGUGCAGAGGUGUAGUGGGUUGUGGGGCAGUAGGGGCCCGGGAGGUGCUGCCAGGCUAGAAGGAAGGCCCGGUGGGCGGUUUGCUUGGGGUCAGCGAGCCUUGGGCUCCAGGGAAGGGGCCUUUGCCUACCCACGUGGUCACGUUGGCCUGUACCAUUAGGUCAGGGUUUCCCUGGUGCUGGUGGGGGGCUUCUGUUGAGGUCAUGCAGGGUUUUUGACUCUGGAUGGGAUCAUGGAAGCCUGAAGCUGAAGGGUGGGAGCGUCUUGCAGCGUGUCGGGUUGGGAGACAAAGCUCCUGUGGGUGCAGGCAGUUGUUGGGGGAUAAAGCCCUGGUUUGGGUGAAGGGUGCUUCUUAAGGGCUAAUAGCGAAUGGGUUCUGGGAGACGCCUUGGGUUUUCCCUGUAGGUCAGGAGCUUGUUAGGUGUGGAGGUCCAGAUUCUAGUCUGCAGUUGGUGACACGGGUGGUGCAGGCAGGUGGCCUAGCUUGAGGUGAAGCGUCUCAUCCGGCGUUGGCUGUGAGUUGUUUUCCCCCCCAUCUCUCCGUGGUGCGGUUUCCCGUCAAGUGUUUCUGAUGCCAGAACAAGGCCCCAGAAUGAACGGUUUCUCUCUGGGCGAGCUAUGUUGGCUCUUCUGCUGCCCGCCUUGCCCCAGCCGCAUAGCUGCCAAGCUGGCUUUUCUGCCCCCAGAGCCCACGUACACUGUGAUGCAGCCGGAGCAGCAGGAAGGUGGAGCUGCCGCGGGGACGCCGACUGGGAGCUGCAGCUUGCACUUGACUGAGCGGGCAGACUGGCAGUAUUCCCAGAGGGAGCUGGAUGCGGUGGAAGUCUUCUUCUCGCGCACAGCCCGGGAUAACCGUCUAGGAUGCAUGUUCGUACGCUGUGCUCCUUCCAGUCGGUAUACACUACUUUUUUCCCAUGGCAAUGCUGUUGACCUGGGCCAGAUGUGCAGCUUUUAUAUCGGCCUAGGCUCCCGCAUCAACUGUAACGUCUUCUCUUACGACUACUCUGGUUAUGGAGUGAGCACUGGUAAACCUUCUGAAAAGAACCUCUAUGCGGACAUUGAUGCAGCUUGGCAGGCCCUCAGAACAAGGUAUGGGGUCAGUCCUGAGAACAUCAUUCUCUAUGGGCAGAGUAUUGGAACCGUUCCCACUGUGGACCUGGCGUCUCGGUAUGAGUGUGCAGCUGUAAUCCUUCAUUCACCGUUGAUGUCUGGGUUACGGGUAGCUUUCCCGGAAACUAGGAAAACAUACUGCUUUGAUGCUUUCCCAAGCAUUGACAAGAUUUCUAAAGUAACCUCUCCUGUCUUGGUGAUUCACGGUACUGAAGACGAAGUGAUAGAUUUCUCCCACGGCCUGGCCAUGUACGAGCGGUGUCCUCGGGCCGUGGAGCCCCUCUGGGUCGAGGGGGCCGGCCACAACGACAUAGAGCUUUAUGCACAGUACCUAGAGCGACUAAAACAGUUCAUAUCUCACGAACUCCCUAACUCCUGAAGAAACCUACUUGAUCUCUUUUUUUUCUCUUUUUCUUUUUACCUCAGUUAACUGUGAAUGGAAGAAUUUACCUGUUUUUUGCACAUGCAUUAACUGGAUUAGCUGUAAUAGCUUUAUACUAUGAAGAAAAUGCCCUCUUGUUAGGGUGGAUCCAAUCAAGUCUGUCUCUUUUUAUAUUGGGAAGCUAUUCUAACGAUCACUACUGUAAUCCUUAAUAUUUUUUACCUGUAUUACCCUAGAAGAGUGGAAUUGCAGAGAGGGGAACUAGUUGAUCAUGAAGAUACUAAAUCUAGCGCAUAUAUAUAUUUCCUUCCCCCUACUCCAAUUGCUUAUGUCCUAUAUAUGUAUUUUUUAAUCUUCCCACACUCUGGAAUGCAAGCAAUCAGGGCUCCAGCUUCUUAAAACUGACUCACAGAUUCCGUUUAAAACGUCCUCCAUGUAAAAUUUCUAGCUGUGCUAUUGGCUAUUGUAACUGGAAAGUUUGUGUGCUGUUUUCUCAUUGUGGGCUUUUUUCUUUUACUUUUUUUACUUUACUUUUUUUUUUGUUUUGGGCUGCUUUACCUUCCAGAGUUAAACUAAUGUAAACUUCCUGGGGGGGACACAAUUUCUAAAUGGGGCUAAUUCAUCUAUUGACAAAUGGAAAUAUUCUUAAAGGAACACUGACAAUAUGGAGAAAUAAUUCUUUUUACUCUGUUUGGUCUGGUGACCGUAAAUAAAAUUACAAUUACAAUACAAUUCUUUUUACUUAAAAAUAAAUGUGUAAAUUUACUAACCUUGUUGUUCAGAUGUCUGAAUGACCAACAUUUACUUGUGUAAAGCUUUCCUUCUAGAGGUUUUUAAAAGAUUGUAUAUAAAUGAAUUUACAUUAUGCAUAACUCCUGAUUAGUAGUUAAAUUUUAAGUCUAAUUAACAAAUUCUGGUUUGUAUAUGAUUGAAUACAUUUUGUUAUAAGUUUUUAUCCCUGCAUUAUUUUGCUAUUAAAAGUUUUAUAAGAUUUCCAGGACAACUAAAAAAAGAGAGAGAGAAAUUUACACAUUUGUUUUUGAUGAAUUUAAUGUAAAACUUUCAUUGAAACGGAUCCUUUUUUGUUUAGGGAAACGUUUUCAUUCUUGGACACUGGAAUCGCACAGAAUAUGCAAGACACAUAAAAAUUGUUAUACCCUAAGAGGCCUGAGGGUUUUUUCUCAAACUGAACGGCCUUAAAUGUACUGUAAGCCUCUGAUUGUUGUAAAAAUGGAUCGCGAUUGAUUAUGGUUUAUGUAUUUGUUGCCUGACUGCAACAACAGUGGUUGUAAUGGAAUAAAGGAUGCAUGGAAUAGAGAA